AUGCGUUACUUCGUCGACGCGAGCAGCAGCGACAGAUCCGAUCGUGCACAACUACAACCACGACAUUCCAACCCAUCUCCGCCCGCAUAUCCGUCACCGUCUAAUAAAGCUAUUCUGGACGGAGAAACACCCUGCGUGCUGCGGUGGGACCCGGGAAGUGAGCGCGGUCCCCCAGAAGAAGCCGAAGCCGAAAGUCGUAUUCAGGAAACUGAGGCCGAAGGCCGAGUCCAAGAAUCAGGAUACGAGCGAGAGACGGAGGGACUGGAAAACAGCAACGCCGAUGCGAAGGAAAUCGAUCAAGAAGGAAGAGAGAACCCUGAAUCUAGCAGCACUGCUGCCCGGACAGCUUCAGACCGAGAGCCGGAAGAGCAACGCAGCAAGGACGAGGAGCAAGCUGUACGAGAGGAAAUAGCCCGCCAUCUAGCCAGGAUCUUGCUGCCAGAAUGUGGUGGCUGA
Molecule: messenger RNA, 456 nt
Organism: Letharia columbiana
Lineage: Eukaryota; Fungi; Ascomycota; Lecanoromycetes; Lecanorales; Parmeliaceae
Exons: 2
Coding region: 1-456 (151 amino acids)
Source: RefSeq, a predicted model, not a curated record